This is a messenger RNA of Arctia plantaginis, 1998 nucleotides long. NCBI's taxonomy places the organism in Eukaryota, Metazoa, Arthropoda, Insecta, Lepidoptera, Erebidae. The record is from the annotation of a GenBank genome assembly.
AUGGAUGACGUGAAAGUAUGUCGUAUAUGUUUGGUAAUGGAUGUCAAAAUGCAGCACUUGCAGUCAUAUCCCUUAAAUACAUAUUUAGAGCCCCUGUUAUCGGGAAGCAAUUUAAUGACAAUUAGUAACUCUCCACCCUAUGCCUGUUAUGAAUGUGCUGAGUUAAUAAAAAAGUUUUACUUUUUUAAACAAAAGUUUCUCAGAAGUCAAGCUGUACUCUAUGGAUUAAUAGAUGUCACUGGAAAGGUGAUGUCUUUGGAGCUAAAACAAAUAGACCGUCAAGGUCUACUGUUAUCUUCAAAUCUCUCAAAAGUUUCUGUUACCAUAGAGAACAUUACUUACUCUGAUGCUCAUGUUAAAGAAGAAACUGAGAAUGAAGAUGAGAGAUCCAAUAUAUACAAAGCAGGAAGCAUUAAUGGAGAUGAAUGUGAACUUUUGUGUCCUGAAAGAAGUUUAUCUAGCGAUGAUGAUGAACCACUCUCUGUACAAAAGAAGAAGAAGAUUGAAGAGAGCAAGGAGUGUAAGAAAGCAGAAACUGCUAUAGAGGGAGAAUUAGAAGAGCCUCUUUGUAAAAAUGAAGAAUUAGAAGCUACAGAUGAUGUGACAGACGCGUGCAGUCCAGUAGUAAUCGUAAGAAAACGAGGCCGGCCUAAAAAACAUGAAGCUUCUAAAAAAAGAAUCAAGCGGACUAUUAAAUCCCCAUAUAAUGAUAUUGGCCUUGACUUAGGAGUGGACAUCACUGUUAUUAAUUUAUCGGUUGAAGAACAACUAGAAGAGAUAAACAAAAGGAAAGAGACGUCAAACUACCUGAAUUCUCCGUACCAGUGCAAUUUGUGUUACAAAGGCUUCAUCGACACCCAGGCCUGGAAGCACCACGUCAGUAAACAUUCCUUGAGUGCGGGGGAUGUAGAAUGUCCAAUAUGCAAGUUCAGGUUCAAAACUAAACGCGCCCUGCAGAAACAUUCGUCUAUUCACGAGAAGAAAUACGCUUGUAAAUCCUGUCCCUACAUAUCAUCCAAUACGACCCAGGCAAAGCAACACCAAGGCUGGCACAAAGGAGUGACAUACAAAUGCAAGUUUUGCGCGGAUAUAUUCACUGUGUGGACGUCAUACAUGAGCCACGUGCGAAUAAAACACCCGUCGGAGUUCAUCUGCGGCAUUUGUGGUUACUCGUACAUCAGCAAGUUGGGGCUCGCUAUGCACAAGACCAUGAUGCACAAAGACAUUAUGGAGAAAGGUGAAACUGUAGAAGAAGAAGGCCCCUACUGCGAAGAAUGUGACGUGAAGUUCGUGUCGGUGGAAGCGUUCAAACGACACAUGGUUAUGUCUACUAAACACACGAGGAGUACAAAAACUAUUAAUGGUUGUCGUACAUGCGGUGAGACGUUCAAGAACGCAGAAGACUUGAGGGUCCACCACCGUAAGGAACACGCAAGGAAAAGACCCAAGAAUUAUGGGAAGAAACCGCCUAAUAUGAGCUACCCUGCUAAGUGUGAACACUGUUCAGAAGAAAUUCCCAAUGGUCGCGAGCAUUGGUUCCACUACCGACGCAUGCACCCCGAUAAGAAGUAUCCCAUACAGAAAAACUACGUUUGCGACAUAUGCGGCAAGAGUUUUAGAGCCAAUGCAUUCCUAGUAUAUCACAAGCGUACCCACGCAGAAGAGCGAGCGUUUAAAUGCAACCAGUGCGACAAGGCGUUCUUCAACCGAACCAACCUGCAAGUGCACCAGAAGACCCACAGCGAGACCAGGCCGUAUCCCUGCUCCGUGUGUUUUAAGGCCUUCAAGUGUAAAGGGGCGCUUAACCGACAUUUUAGGAGCCACACGGGCAACAAGCCGUACGAGUGCGAGGUGUGUGGCAAGGCGUUCACGCAGUCCAACAGCCGCAAGGUGCACGUGUACACCGUGCACCUCAAGCAGCCCGCGCCCUACGUCAGCCGCAAGCGCAACAAGCUCGCCGACAAGGAGCCGCAGUCGCACACGCAGUUCCUCUACUAA